Knipowitschia caucasica is the source of this 1401-nucleotide messenger RNA. NCBI's taxonomy places the organism in Eukaryota, Metazoa, Chordata, Actinopteri, Gobiiformes, Gobiidae. The record is from the annotation of a GenBank genome assembly.
AUGGACAAGCGUGAGGUCAACCUGUGCUCUACAGUGCAUCAGGCAUACAGCGGACAGACCGUAAACAGAAAGGUGAAGGAGCAGGGCGAGUGGCGGUCCCAGCAGGUACCGUGUCCAGAUUCUGUGACCGACUACAAUCAUCAUAUGGGUGGCGUCAACCUUUCUAACGCAUUGAUUAGCUACUAUUCAGUGCUUCACAAGACUCAGAAAUGGUUCGUGGCCCAGAACACCAUGCGGCUGCAGAAGCUUGGGGUGACCCAUGUGCUGAACGUGGCCGAGGGCACCUCCUUCAUGCACGUCAACACCUGCACCGACUUCUACAGCGGGACGGGCAUCACGUACCACGGCAUCUCGGCCAACGACACAGAGAAGUUCAACCUCAGUGCCUACUUCGAGGAGGGCGCCGAGUUCAUCGACAAGGCACUGGCGCACAACAACGGCAAAGAGCAGAGCAGGUCCUUGAGCCUGAUCCACACGCAGCUCACAGUGUCUCUGUAUGAAGCACAGCACCGGGAGAAUCCACUGGUGCACAGCCCUGAAGAAGCUCUCCUCUGCAGCCAUCAGGCACAGCACAAAGAGCACGGGGCGAGGCUUCUUUCCCGCAGGCUGCAGCUGAGUGCACACUCUGACUGUGAGCUCCAAUGGGCCCAAAUGCAGGAGCAGAGCAGGUCCUUGAGCCUGAUCCACACGCAGCUCACAGUGUCUCUGUAUGAAGCACAGCACCGGGAGAAUCCACUGGUGCACAGCCCUGAAGAAGCUCUCCUCUGCAGCCAUCAGGCACAGCACAAAGAGCUCGGGGUGGAGGCUUCUUUCCCGCAGUGUGGAGCAAAGAGGGAACACAACACAACUGAAGACAUCUGCCCCGUGCUCUUUGUGCUGUGCCUGAUGGCUGCAGAGGAGAGCUUCUUCAGAGCUGUGCACCAGUGGAUUCUCCCGGUGCCGUGCUUCAUACAGAGACACUGUGAGCUGCGUGUGGAUCAGGCUCAAGGACCUGCUUUGGUCUUGCAUUUGGGCGCGUUGGAGCUCACAUGUGGAGCAAAGGGGGGACACAACACGACUGAAGACAUCUGCGCCGUGCUCUUUGUGCUCUGCCUGAUGGCUGCAGAGGAGAGCUUCUUCAGAGCUGUGCACCAGUGGAUUCUCCCGGUGCUGUGCUUCAUACAGAGACACUGUAAGGUGUACGUCCACUGCAGAGAGGGCUACAGCCGCUCGCCGACCAUGGUGGUGGCAUACCUCAUGCUUCGCCACAAGAUGGACGCGCGGCAGGCAGUGGCCACCGUUCGCCACAAGAGGGAGAUUGGCCCCAACGACGGCUUCCUGCGCCAACUCUGCCAGCUCAACGAGAGGCUGGCAAAGGAGGGCCAACUCAACGGAGAGCCCGUCAAAAUCAAGACCAAAUGA